Messenger RNA from Necator americanus (New World hookworm), 702 nucleotides. RefSeq lists its product as uncharacterized. The record is from RefSeq and is a predicted model, not a curated record. Bases 1 to 702 code for a protein of 233 amino acids. Lineage: Eukaryota; Metazoa; Nematoda; Chromadorea; Rhabditida; Ancylostomatidae. The transcript has a single exon.
AUGUCCGACUCAGAUUCAUCCAAAUUUACUGACCCAUCUACUAACAAGCACUGGUCUGUAGCACAAGUAUAUGACAAUUGGAUCUAUGUGUGGACACUGCCGCAGCACAUUUCACAAUCAAGAUUUGGCGGUAGGCGAAAACCUUCAAGCGCAUGCACCAUUAUUGCUUUAGCGAUGGCUAGAGUAUAUCACAGGUCAGGAAUGCGGUUGCCGUCAAUGCCGCUGUCGAGAGAAGGAAAUAGCAACAAUGAGGUCAUCAUUCCAGUGUCAUUACUAGCCUCACUAACCAACUCAAUCGUAGACGGAAAUGCGGUGCAUGCUCGAGAGAUGGCGAAGAGACAGACCUCACGAGUAUCAUUUGUUCUCGCACUUGACACAUUCACUAUUCCUCAAGGGAUUGAGGCUCUUGGUGGAGUAAUCCACGAAAUCGAUUACAGAAGUGUGCGUGGAAUCACAUGGAAACUCCUACCUCAGCACAUCCAGCAUGCUAUUGGUAGUGAAUUUAUCGCUCAUCUACCUUCGCUAUUUUUCGUAUUGAUUAUAGUUGAAAGAGCUGUUUUAAUCAUUCACGAAAGAGAGAACGGAACCAUUGCAAUUCUGGAUUCUCAUUCCUAUAUGCAAGGAAAGAGAGGUGCCGUAAUAGCGAUUUCUCACAUUGCCAACUUGCGUCGGUUUACAUCUUUUGACUCACAUCUUCUAUAA